AUCCCCUUCUUUUUUAUAUUAGUUAGUGAGGCUAUCUGUUAUCCUGCUCACUCUUGUUAUAGCCUACACAUGAUUUGCAGAUGACAUUUUAAAUUCCUCCAUGUUCCUUUCACCCAGCAGUCAAUCUAAAGGUGAAAAUAUUCUCUGAUUGAAUUAUACUGUACUUCAGACUGUUUUCUCUCGUUGUUAUUUUAACCUGAAAAUACAGCACUCAAAGAGUGCAGUUCAACCCUAAUCUGGGGGAGAACGAGUUAACUCACUCAUCUGCGCGAAUUGAACCGAGCGCAGUAGGCUAUCUCACCGGCCCGGUGAUCAUGCCCGGUAACGGUGCCGAAGAAGCUCUUUACCAGAGAACUGAGAUGGAAGAGAGGAAUUUUGAGAGCAGUACUAUGAAGGCUGACUUGGAGACAGGUAGUUGCGGUGCUGCAAUCCAUUGUCGUGAUGUGUGUCGUUCAUAUGGCAAACUUAAAGUCCUCAGCAAUCUCAGCCUGACACUCCCUCAGGGCCAAAUUUAUGGGCUACUAGGGCCAAGUGGCUGUGGGAAGACCACGCUGUUAAAAUGCAUUGUGGGAACUCUGAAGAUCUCUCAUGGCCACAUCACAGUGCUGGGCAAACCACCUGGUUUCCCAGGACAUGAAGUGCCAGGAAGGAUGGUGGGAUACAUGCCACAGGACAUAGCUCUAUACAAUGAGUUCACUAUUUGUAACACACUAUGGUUUUACGGUCGAAUCCAUGGACUCUCAUCCAAAGAAACCGAAGCCAGGAUGAAUUUCCUCAUCGACUUCCUGAACCUGCCACAAAAAAACAGCCUUGUCAGAAAUCUCAGUGGAGGCCAGCGGCGUCGUGUCUCUCUUGGAGCUGCUCUUCUUCAGAACCCACAACUUCUGAUUCUGGAUGAGCCCACUGUGGGAGUGGACCCUGUUCUAAGGGCCAAGAUAUGGCAGCACCUGGUGGACAUUGUAAGAGGAGGACAGGUGUCUGUUAUUAUUACAACACAUUACAUCGAGGAGGCCAGGCAAGCCAAAACAGUGGGGUUGAUGAGGAAUGGUCGAUUGUUAGCUGAAGGUCCUCCAGAUGCUGUUAUGAAUCAACACAAUGCUGCAACAUUAGAGAGUGCCUUUUUGCAACUUUGCGAGGACUCGGAUCAGAUCGGGCCCAAACAGAGUCCUCAGGAAAAUCUGUUAGACAGCAGCCCAUCUCCAGACAGUUUGAGAAAUGAGAGCCGAGAGCCCAUACUGGCAAAGAGCCCAUUAGAGGAAAUGCCCAAAUAUAAAGCUGACUGGAAGGUGCGGGCCAGACACGUCAUACCAAAAUGGCGCAACAUCGCAGCUCUAAUGAUCAAGACAAUGGUUCGAAUGAAAAGAACCCCAGGGUCCCUCUGUUUCCAAUUCCUGUUGCCUGCAAUUCAGAUCUGUCUGAUGUGUCUGUGUAUUGGUGGGGAUCCCAAAGGCAUUGAUGUAGCUGUGGUAAAUAAUGAAAGCAGCCCCAGUGCCUACAGCAGAUCAUUGCUGUCCUUCCUUGACAACACAAGCAUCCACCAGGUGAACUUGUCUCAUUCAAAGGCUUUUGCUGGCAUACGUAAUGGGGAAUAUUGGGCCGUCAUAGAGUUUGGGGAGAAUUUCACCAGCUAUCUAACCAAAAGAAUGUUGCAGCCCCGAGUCUCCAGAGAUGUGAUUGAGGGAGGAUCCGUACAUGUUUGGCUGGACCUGACCAAUCGACAGAUUGCCAUAAUGCUACAGAAAAAACUCCAUGAAGCCUUUGAGGCUUUUAUUGAGACAAAGCUGGGGAGUUUGUCAUACAUGGUUGCUGACCCUAUAAAAUUUGAAGAACCUAUAUAUGGCAGCUUGAAUACAGAUUUUACUACAUUUGUGACACCAGGAGCCGUUCUGAGCAUCACCUUUUACCUGGCUGUGGGUUUGACCGCUCUGUCCUUUGUGGUAGAGAGGAAGGAGGGGCUGAUGGACAGGUGCUGGGUGGCAGGUGUAAGUUCUCUGGAGACCAUGCUGGCCCACCUCUUCUCACAGCUCUUUGUCAUCAGUGUUCAGAUCAUCCUUCUGCUGAUCUUCAUCCUGCUGGUCUUUAAAAUUCCUAAUGAAGGCUCUCUGGCUCUGGUCAUUUCAUUGAUUGUGCUGCAAGGUGUGACUGGAAUAUCUUUCGGACUGGUCAUUUCCUCUGCCAUCGAUGACGAGCAGUCAGCCAACCAAGCUGCUCUUGGAAUCUUCUACCCCAACCUCAUAAUCAGUGGUAUUAUCUGGCCGGUUGAGUGUAUCCCAUAUCCUCUGCGUUAUUUGAGUGUAGCCCUACCCCAGACCUAUGCAUCUGAAUCCCUGCGCUGCAUCAUGUAUAGAGGUUGGGGUUUGUCCCGUAUGAUGGUUUGGCGAGGCUUUGCAGUCACUCUGGGCUGGAACACAUUCUUCCUCAUGCUCGCAACUGUCAUUCUCAAGCUGAGAACAUGAGAGGCUCUACCAAAUAAAGGUGCUUCAGAUUGGAGAUAGUGGUGUCAGGCAAGGCCCAGGAUUCAUCUGACCAGGCUUCUCUUGCUCUCUUGCAUAGAGGCCUGUGGGUUUUCUGCCCUGCCAAAAUGGAUGAAAAAUGAUUGACAAAUGGAUCUGCCAAUCUGAGCCUCUUUCUCUUUAAGGACUGGCCAGUGACGUCCCCCCUCCUGAGGACCAUCAGCAUGAAAUUCUGAACCAGCUAAAAGACUUCACUCUAACUAUUCCAGCACUGCUUCUGUCAAACAUCUGGAGCAUUUUUUUUUAAGCUUACUGUUGGAACUUUCCAUGCUCAUUUAUGGAACUCUUUUUCUGCUGGUUUAUGUAAUUCAGAAUUAAUUUAAUGACUAGGUUUUUGUGUGCCUGAGGUUCGUUGUGUACUGUAUGUUCUACAUGUCUUGUUUGUGCCAGUAAACAUUGGAUAACGUACAACCUAAUUACACCAACAUUGUUCUGGAGAAACGUACAAUGUUGCCCAUCCCUGUACCCUCUCAUCCUGAACAGAAAGGACAUUGAUGAGUGACUAUUGACUAUUCUCUGGUCAAUAUAGGGCACAAUAGUGUUUUUCCAUAUUGCUGCUUAUUCAUUGUUUUUAUGAUAAAUGUUUUAAGAAGUUAAAAGUUGGGGUGUUAAUCAUCUAUCAAGUGCCAUAACGAAAAUGAAGGAAGAAAGGCCAUGUUUACAUUUGAGCACAAAACAGGUUUAAAGUUAAACCUGUGAUUUUGCUGAACAGAAAACAGAAGAUUAGUCUACUAUCUACUAUUUAUUCAUGUUCAACUAUAUUUGAAGGCCGCACAAAUGCAUCACAAUGCAAAGACAUGCUGAGUUAUUUGGAAUGGUAAGUAUAGUUUUAUGAAUAUUGUAGUGUGCAAUACUUGAUGAAGAGAAUGCAUAUUAUUGGUAAAAUUAUAUUGUUUUUGGUAAUAUAUCUUAGGUGUGUGUAACACUGUCCUUCUAAAACUUCAACCAAUGUGUUGUGUUUAAAUAUUUAACUUUAGGCUAUUUUAUUUCACCAUUUUCCUUUAUUUGGCCAGGUCCACAUUCUGGUUUGGUUUAUUUGUGUCAACCCUACAAAUCUAGGGCCCACUUAACUGAACUGAGAUACUUGGCAAGCUACUUAAAGUAUAGACUAUGAAAUUCUCUGAAUUUUUUGUAAACUACCUGCAAAUUUGUUUCUAAUGUACGGUAUGUAAUAUGUCUGUUAUAAUUGUUUAACAGUUAUAGUAAAAAACUGUCUUUUUUUUUAUAAUGUUUAUUUGUUUUUGUGUAAAUAAUGUUUACCUUUAGACACCUUUAAACUUAACUCUCUUCUGGAGCUGCACUGGGGAAGACCACCACAGCUGAUGUUAAUGAUGUUGUCUGCUUAUGUUAUUAGUUGCAGAAGACUGAAACUAAAAACCACCACCCACUUGUUUCAGCUCUUGCAGUUCCCCACCCUCCUCCAUCACCAAACUAUUAGCACAUUUCUGUUUCAAACCUCUGUGGUCUCUAUACUUGUAAUAUUUCAAAACUGAGGGGAAGCGUUUAAAGUAUCGGCUAUUGACAAAAAAAAACAGAGGCACUCCAAAAAAAUAUCCCAAAGUAAUCACUAAAUUCAGAGUGCUCCUCCCUGAGAUGCAGGUCAAAGGUUAACUAUAGCUUCAUAAUGCUAGUGUGCCAAUAAACAGAGAAGCCAAUGACAUCAGAGACUGGUAUUAAUCUUAUCUGAUGUUUACACACUGAUGUCAAGUGCGGCUGUUUAUCUGUUCAGACAUGUGAGAGAAGAUGAAAGUGAGGUCAAAGUUGGAUGCAUUAUGUCAAAGAGACAUUCCAUAUUGCUAAAGCAAUGUCUCUUGUAGUUUUAAACAUGUCACACUGCUUGUUGAUUUCAGCUUCCAACCUUUAUUAAUUUUGUAGAAUUGUCCUGUUCUACUGUCGUUCUUAGAGCUUGCAAUUUUAUAAAAUGUGUCAUGACCAACAGCAGAAGAGAUCUGAAGAAAAUUCUAGGAAAAUGCUAAUAUCUUUUGCUGUUUUCCUCAGUUCUAAGAACUGCUGGAAAAAUAACCGUCCUCCCGUAGACUGACAUAAUUUAUUAUGGGAAAUCGAACACCACACCCAAGUUACAUGAUCAGGAUACAUAUUUACUCAUGACAUACUGUAAAUCCAUUUCUGAAAGUCAGCCCAUAAGAAAUUGAUUCUUCUGGAUUUUACUUACUAAGUGCACUGAACCAAAAAUUCAAACUAAAGAAAUGGUUUGUGAAAACAUACUCUCAAUUAGCAGUUUCUUAGGAACACCUGCACAACUACUUAUUCAUGAGAUUAUCUAAUCAGCCAAUUGUGUGGCAGCUGUACAUUGCAUAAAAUCAUUCAGAUACAGGUCAGAAGCUUCAGUUUAUGUUCACAUCAACCAUCAGAAUGGGGAAAAAAUGUGAUCUCAGUUGUUUCGACUGUGGCAUGAUAGUUGCUGCCAGAUGGGCUGGUUUGAGUAUUUCUGUAACUGAUGAUCUCAUGGGAUUUUCACAAAAGCGAAUGUGCAAAAACAGCAGAAGAC
This is a messenger RNA of Xyrauchen texanus (razorback sucker), 5022 nucleotides long. RefSeq names its product ATP-binding cassette, sub-family H, member 1 (gene abch1). Gene Ontology annotation, molecular function: ABC-type transporter activity; ATP hydrolysis activity; ATP binding. The transcript has 20 exons. The coding region runs from base 315 to 2456 and encodes 713 amino acids. The record is from RefSeq and is a predicted model, not a curated record. Gene Ontology annotation, cellular component: membrane. Lineage: Eukaryota; Metazoa; Chordata; Actinopteri; Cypriniformes; Catostomidae.